UUGUUCCUGGGAGCGGAACACGAGUAGGCGAGCCGCAUGCGCGUGGGGCAUCACCUCCAUUGAGAACUUCCAGCAUGGCUGCCAUUGGAGUGCACUUCGGAUAUACUUGCGCUUGUGCUGCGAUAUUUAAGGAUGGGCGAGCUGAUGUGGUGGCUAAUGAUGCAGGAGACAGAGUGACUCCAGCUGUUGUGGGCUACAGAGACACUGAGCAGAUUGUAGGUAUCGCAGCAAAGCAAGGACGGGUCCGCAACGCUGCCAACACGGUUGUUAAAGUGAAACAAGUGCUGGGCAGAAGCUUUGACGAUCCAGAGACACAAGCUCACAAAACAGAGACCAAGUGUCAGGUGGUCGACAGACAACAGAAGCCUUAUUAUGAGAUCACAGCAGGAGAACACCCACAAUAUAUCGCUCCAGAGGAUGUUGCAAAACUCAUCUUCCACAAAAUGAAAGAAACGGCUCAGUCGGCUCUUGGGUCUGAUGUCACCGAGGCGGUCAUCACUGUCCCUUUUGAGUUUGCACAGGCUCAGAAGCGUGCUCUGAGAGAGGCAGCUGAAGCUGCAGGCUUCCACGUGCUGAGGCUGAUCCACGAGCCUGCCGCGGCUCUGUUGGCCUACAACAUCGGACAGGACUGUCCUUCUGGAAAGAGCCAUGUCCUGGUGUAUAAGCUGGGAGGGACGUCCCUGAGUGUGACAGUGCUGCAGGUCAACGGAGGAAUGUUCCGGGUCCUCAACACCCACACUGACCACAGCAUCGGCGGAGAGAGAUUCACCGAGGCGUUGGCCCAGCACCUCGCCGCCGAGUUCAAACGCACCUAUAAGCACGAUGUGAGCACCAACGCCCGGGCGAUGAUGAAGCUGAUGAAUGGAGCGGACAUGGCCAAACACUCUCUGUCCUCGCUGGAGUCGGCCAACUGCUUCGUUGACUCGCUGCACGACGGCAUGGACUUUGACUGCAAUAUCUCGAGAGCUCGUUUUGAGCUGCUCUGCUCGGCACUCUUCAACAAGAGCAUCCAGCCAAUCAGACCCCUGCUGGAGAAGGCGGGACUCUCCACCAGCGACAUUAACCAGGUGGUCCUCUGCGGCGGCUCGGCCAGGAUCCCUCGCCUCCAGCAGAUGAUCCGCGAGAUGUUUCUCGACGUGGAGCUCCUCAGCUCGGCGCCUCCCGACGAGGUCAUUGCCGUGGGAGCGGCGCUGGAAGCAGGCCUGCUGGUUGGCAAAGAUGACCUCGCCCCCGAGGAAGAGUCCGUCACGGUGGAUGUAUCCGCCACGGACAUACUAGUGAAGGAGGUGAAUGAAUCCGGCACUGAGGUGUUCACCGUUCUCCUUCCGUCGGGCACGCCCCUCCCUGCCCGCAGACAUCACGUCCUGAGUGGAGGGGGGGAACUCUCCUCGUUCUGUCUGGAGAUUUACCAGAGAUCCCUCGCGGAGCAGCCCGAAAAGCUAGCCAAGAUUGUCUUAAGAAACCUGCAGCCCAGAGAGGAGAACCACGACAUUGAUGCUGUGGUGACCAUGAAAAGGGACGGCUCCGUUCACGUGUCCUGUGGAGAGCAGAACAGUGGAAGGCCAGAGGUCGUCACUAUAGCAGCUGCCGCAUCGUGAAGCUGCUGGUCUGCCGUCUAAAGCACACACCCCGUCAGUGCAAUGUUCUGUUUUGUUUCACUCAAUAAACAUAAUCAAACCAAAA
Molecule: messenger RNA, 1683 nt
Organism: Perca flavescens (yellow perch)
Lineage: Eukaryota; Metazoa; Chordata; Actinopteri; Perciformes; Percidae
Gene: hspa14
Product: heat shock protein 14
Exons: 14
Coding region: 75-1598 (507 amino acids)
Molecular function (GO): ATP-dependent protein folding chaperone; ATP binding
Source: RefSeq, a predicted model, not a curated record